Racocetra persica is the source of this 157-nucleotide messenger RNA. Lineage: Eukaryota; Fungi; Glomeromycota; Glomeromycetes; Diversisporales; Gigasporaceae. The record is from the annotation of a GenBank genome assembly.
AUGAACAUCAACGCCCCUGCGUUCGUUCCACAAAACAUGUCAUCCAGGGCAAAUUCUUCAUCUCCUCUUGUCUCGAGAGCUCAGAUCUUGCACCAGCCUGACCUUAGAAGAUCUAAUUCGAAAAAUCAGAGUUAUCACGCCCAGGGAGAUCAACAUG